Dermacentor silvarum is the source of this 2069-nucleotide messenger RNA. RefSeq names its product intracellular coagulation inhibitor 1-like. NCBI's taxonomy places the organism in Eukaryota, Metazoa, Arthropoda, Arachnida, Ixodida, Ixodidae. The record is from RefSeq and is a predicted model, not a curated record. Gene Ontology annotation, molecular function: serine-type endopeptidase inhibitor activity.
ACAUCGGGGACGCGGAGAUAGAAGGCGCUAGGAGGUUGCGAAAUACGUCUUCGGAUCCUCCAUUCCCAGUGACCCAGUAGAUGCGACUUGUCCGCACUAUAAGACCCGUCGGCAAAGGCCCGUCCUCCUGGUUUUUCCAAGCUACACGUCCCCAGAAGGAAGGUCGGUCUCGAGGAUUGUUAACGGUUGUUUAUUGUCGUUUUGCAUCGACGCCGAGAAGGACGUACGUUGAAAGUUGCACGCCAUGAAGUUUAUCAUCUGCCUAGCGGGGCUCUUGGCGCUCUGCGCCGCCCAAGAAGAGCACAAGGUCACCGGCGCCAACAACCAGUUUGGAUUCAAGCUGCUCGAUAAGAUCCCAGUCUCACCACAGGUGAACCUCUUCUACUCGCCGUACAGCGUGUCCACAGCGAUGGCGAUGGCCUACGUUGGCGCCAGGGGAGAGACUCAGCGCGACUUGCACGAAACGCUGGGUUACUCCUCCGUAGGCUUGACGCCCGACCACGUACCGAGCGCCCACGCCCAGCACACGCACCUUCUGCGUGCGCCUUCCAACUCGACCCUUCGCGUCGCCAACGCAGCCGUCGUCCAAGAGGGCUACGUCGUGACGGAGGAGUAUCUGGGACUGCUGCGCACGUCUUUCGGGGCCGAAGUCAAUUCUGCAGGCUUGAACGAUGAGCAGUCCGUGAGAGGAAUCAACGACUGGGUCAAGAACAAGACGGAAGGAAAGAUCGAGGAGUUGCUCAGCGAGCCUCUUCCCCCUAACACGAGGCUGGUUCUCUUGAACGCUAUCUACUUCAAGGGUCUGUGGAAAACGCCUUUCGAAGUGAGAGGAACGUCGAAGGCACAAUUCUUCAACGCCGGAACCGAGAGAGUUGAAGUCGACACGAUGCACGCUCAGCUGAAUGCCGGAUACGCCGAAGACGACGAGACAGACGCCAACGUUCUCGACUUGCCUUACGCCGGGCUAGACUACAGCAUGACAAUCAUCCUUCCGAGACAGAGGAACGGAGUGGAUGCCUUGAGGCAGAAUCUUUCGUGGCCAGUCUUCCAACGCCUCAUAUCCAAGCUCAACAUGCAUGCCCUCGUUGAAGUGGCGCUGCCCAAGUUCAAGAUCGAAGGCUCGUACAAACUGAAGGCGCCCCUAUCGGCGCUUGGAGCCUCGAAGGCCUUCAACGAACGCCUCGCCGACUUUUCUGGCAUCAGCGGCUCACGCGACCUAGUCGUAUACGAAGUCGUACACAAGGCCGUGGUCGAGGUUAAUGAGGAAGGAAGCGAAGCUGCCGGUGCGACCGGAGUCAUCACCUACACCAAGAGCGCAACUUUUGGCAUUCCCUUCGUGGUCGACCAUCCGUUCCUCUUCUUCAUCCGCAACAGGCAAACGGGAGACGUCCUGUUCGCGGGUCAAGUGAACCACCUCUAGAGCGACGGCACGGCGUCGCUUCUGUUACUGUUUUCACUCGCGUUUAAUUGGGCGCAAAGAAGGUACGAAUAGAACUGUUCCGCCAAUCAACGAAGAGACAAGUUUUGAAAUAGACGUUAACUAAGAUAGGGAAGCUCUUUUUAUAAUAAGUGCUGAAAAUAUGCGCGAAUUGUUUUGCCCGAUAACAACAGGGUACGAUUGCAGCCGAGAAGCCGCUGACCACGCACGAGUUUCUUGUAUACGGAAUGACCACAAGUCGUCAGCUUCUGAGAAGCGGUUCCUGCAAUCAAUUAAGGCACCAUCAAUUAAUUAGAAAACAUGCAUGGAAAUAUGACAAACUGCGCGCGUGGUUACAGUGCUCGGGAAGUUGUUUUCUUGCUUUUGUUUUGUUGGAAACGUAGGUCUACGUUGUUUUUUUUUUCCUAGGCAUGUUUUUAUACAUACAAAACGUACGGGUGAAAGCGUAAUAAAACGUGUCUGUGGAAUGGAGUUUCGCGAGUUUGUGCGAGGCUGACUCGUUGCCGACUUCAGAUUUCUUCUCACGUCAAAACCAGUGACCAAGUAGAAAACAUCUGCCAAGGGAAAAUCCUAUACCACCACAAUCUAGCCGGACAAUUAUUGUGAAAACAAUUAAAAGCUCUAAACAAAG